AUGACAAAGGCAAAACAAACCCGAUUUCCUGUUGCCAGAAUCAAAAAGAUUAUGCAAAAAGACGAGGAAGUUGGGAAGGUCGCCCAAGCAACUCCCAUGCUCAUCUGUUCGUUCACUCGCCCCGCCAAGGCCUUGGAACUGUUCAUGACGGACUUGACGAACGAAAUGGCCAAGGUGACUCAAGAACGCAAUCUCAGCAAAAUAGAGCCAUGGCAUUUGAAACGCGCGAUUGAGACUAUCGAUACAUUUGACUUCCUUCGCGAGAUUGUUGCGCCAAUCAACGAUCCGGCGGACGCAGGUGGGGAGGAAGAGGAAGCACAGCCUCAGGAGCCGAAGAAGAAGCGGCCAAGAGCCAAAAAGCCUCUCGAUUAG
Cantharellus anzutake is the source of this 372-nucleotide messenger RNA. RefSeq lists its product as uncharacterized. Bases 1 to 372 code for a protein of 123 amino acids. The record is from RefSeq and is a predicted model, not a curated record. Gene Ontology annotation, molecular function: transcription coactivator activity; RNA polymerase II general transcription initiation factor activity; transcription corepressor activity. NCBI's taxonomy places the organism in Eukaryota, Fungi, Basidiomycota, Agaricomycetes, Cantharellales, Hydnaceae. Gene Ontology annotation, biological process: negative regulation of transcription by RNA polymerase II; positive regulation of transcription by RNA polymerase II; transcription by RNA polymerase II. The transcript is spliced from 4 exons. Gene Ontology annotation, cellular component: negative cofactor 2 complex; nucleus.